AUGGCAUCCCCAGCUGCUGGCUUCGAAGACAAGAAGGAGGGAGCGAACAAGAAGAUCCUCUUCCGGUUUUGCUCUGAAUGCUCUAACCUGCUCUUUCCCCGCGAAGACAAGGAAGCGAAUCAGCUCCUGUUCGCGUGCCGCACCUGUUCUUUUACCGAACCAGCGCCCUCAGCCUGCGUCAUGCGUCACGAGAUUGCAUCGACUGUCGGAGACACUGCCGGAAUCACCCAGGACGUUGGUCAAGACCCAACGGUUGGUCUCUCUCAAUCUCUUUCCGAUUCGUCCCUUUCUGAAGAGCUCCCCGGCUUCUGCACUAUGUGCGGCCAGGAAAUCUUCUGCGAGAUCUGCGGCCAAGAGACGGACAACGGCAUGUACAUGGAAGCCGACGACGAAGAUGGCCUGCCGAUGGGGCCUCAGGAAGGGGUCGACAAGCAUUCAAAGAAAUGA
This is a messenger RNA of Lindgomyces ingoldianus, 447 nucleotides long. RefSeq lists its product as uncharacterized. Gene Ontology annotation, cellular component: RNA polymerase II, core complex. Gene Ontology annotation, molecular function: DNA-directed RNA polymerase activity. Lineage: Eukaryota; Fungi; Ascomycota; Dothideomycetes; Pleosporales; Lindgomycetaceae. The transcript has 2 exons. Bases 1 to 447 code for a protein of 148 amino acids. The record is from RefSeq and is a predicted model, not a curated record. Gene Ontology annotation, biological process: transcription initiation at RNA polymerase II promoter; transcription-coupled nucleotide-excision repair; maintenance of transcriptional fidelity during transcription elongation by RNA polymerase II.